AUGGGGAAUACACCUUCUACCCACACGAGGCCAAACGCUUCGACACCUCAUUCGCAUUCUCCCGCACCUUCAAGCCAUAGUAAUGACUCAUCAAGGACAUCAUCAACUCGCAGAGAUCCCAGGAAUUUGAUUCAUUCGCACAGGACCGCUGCGAGAGCAGAACCUUCUCUCGCACAAGCUCACGGAUCGAAUGUCACACACCGCCCGCGCAACUCCCAAUCACACCCUGCCGCACAAUUCAAUAGUUCCUUACCGAGUUCGGGGGUCAAUACACCAUCAGCGCAUGAAAAAGAGCCAAAACCGGGCGUGCAAUCACAUAAAGAUGGGCCAGAGACAGAUAAGAUCGUCGUGAAAGACCAGCCAACCAAGCCAGUCGAUGUUCCCAUGCCAUCCUCAAAUUACGACACUACCACGUGUAGAUCACACUCGCAUUCACACUCCCUAUCGAGCACGCAACCUCCAUCCAUUGACCCCUCCGAUCCCCCGAUUCAAGAUAUGUCGUAUCAUCUUACGCGACCUCCGAGACUCCCACUGCCAAUUGAGGAGGAGGUGCAUACACCAGGAUCACCUUUGAUCACGCCAGCUGAUAUGAUUGCCCCAGCGAUAGAUAUAGAGGCUUUGGAUAAUGAACGGCUUGCGAGACGGAACUCGGCACUUAGCAACACGACUAUAGAUGAGGAGGAUGCCGAGGAGAUUCAAAUCGACCGGACGAAGGCAACAGUACCAACCCUAUUUGAAUGGAGAGAAGGCGGAGAGAAAGUUUAUGUAACUGGUACCAUAUUUCAGUGGAAUAAGAAGCAGAGAUUAAGCGCAGUGGAAGGAGAGCCAGGACUUUUGAGAGCAAUUAUUCAUGUACGACCUGGAACUCACCACGUUCGAUUUAUUCAAGAUGGCAUUAUGAAAUGUUCAGCACUUCUUCCGACAACUGUUGAUUUUGGCAACAACUUAGUCAAUUAUAUCGAAGUCAGUGCCGAUGACAUCCCUAACGAUGAUGGUUCUGUAAAUAUACCUAGUGAACCAAUUGGAGGUGCAGAAGCCAAGCCCGAGGUCACUCAGCCAGAACCAGUACCUGCAGAAGAGAGGACAAAACCGAAGCCCGUGUCGAAGAUGAAGCACGCAAUCUCUCAUAGCAGAUUUACUUCAGAGAUUCCACAAUACCUUAUAGAUAUGGACAAACCUGAAGAUUCUAGGGAAUACCGCUACGCAAUUGCUGCUAUAGACAAACUGCCUCCUCCCCCUAGUUUACCAGGUUUCUUGGGAAAACCCAUCUUGAAUAGCAAUCCACCGAUGAAGGAUGACAAUAGUGUUCUUAUUAUGCCUAAUCACACUGUUCUUAAUCAUCUAGCUACGAGCAGUAUUAAGAACAAUGUUCUUGCUGUUUCUGCCACUACAAGGUAUAAGCGAAAGUAUGUCACAACGAUCAUGUACAAACCUACUUUAGAGGAAUAA
Sclerotinia sclerotiorum 1980 UF-70 is the source of this 1449-nucleotide messenger RNA. RefSeq lists its product as hypothetical. Gene Ontology annotation, biological process: signal transduction. Gene Ontology annotation, cellular component: cytoplasm; nucleotide-activated protein kinase complex; nucleus. The transcript has 3 exons. Lineage: Eukaryota; Fungi; Ascomycota; Leotiomycetes; Helotiales; Sclerotiniaceae. Bases 1 to 1449 code for a protein of 482 amino acids. Gene Ontology annotation, molecular function: protein kinase binding. The record is from RefSeq and is a predicted model, not a curated record.